AGCUCUCACACUUUGCUGGUUGAAGAUCUACCCUGUAAGAUGGGUCAUCCCGCCUAGGGUUCCCAGAGCUCCGAUUAUCAUGUUAGGAGUAUUUCCAGAAGUCCAAUCACAGUCUCACGGAUGUAGGAUGCCGCAGAGUUAAGCUCAAAAUUGCAAGGAGUCAUAACCAAACACCUCAGCGGCUUCUCCAUGGCCUUUCUAUUUAACAAAUUUCAAGAGGCCGUCAAGGUGCUUGCUAGAAGCCCUACAGUUUCAAGAGACCCGAGGCAUUUUCAGUUCCAGUCGGAUAUAAAUCGCCUUUUUCUAUAUACUUGGUAAGCAGGAGACAUUAGUGGACUGUCGAGUUUGAAAUUUAUUCAAAAGUUUGUUCAGCCAUCACCGUCUGGGGAAGGGUGCUGAUGAAAAAGAUGUAGAAGAGAUAAUUGAUAUGGCUAGCAACGCCCCACUAGUUGAUCAGCAAAAGCAGGUUCAAGAAAAUGUUCAUUCUCAAAUUAAAACCUUUUGUACCUGUAUGGAUGAAAUACUAUUGCCUGAUGUAAAGAGCCAUGUUGAGCCUCACUCACCCUCUGAAUGUAGUAGCCCUCCUCGUCGCGGCGGUCUUAGUCUUGCUGUUGGUGGAAGUUCUCCAUUGAAUAAUUGCUCUGCUGUUCCUCAAACCAAGGGUCUAAAGCGUGCCGAGGUUUCUCAGAGCUUGAGGGAGCUAAUUGGCUACACUCUUGAAGUAAAACCUUCUCAAAUUCUUCAUGAAAAUGCUGGCCAAGGUUUAUUUUUGAACGGGGAAGCUGAUCUUGGUGCUGUUAUAGCAUUCUAUCCUGGUGUGGUCUACUAUCCUGCAUAUUACCGUUACAUUCCCGGAUAUCCAAGAGUUGAUGCUCAUAAUCCAUACUUGAUCAGCAGGUAUGAUGGGGCAGUGAUCAACGCAAAGCCUUGGGGUGCUGGUGGUGAAGCUCGUGAAAUGUGGGAUGGGUCACAGACAAUGUCUCCUCCUGUUAAAGAUGAAACUGGGUCUGACCGAAUCUGGGCAAUGCUUAGUAAACCAUUGCAUGCCUCAAGUGGCUCCGGACAUAAAGUAGGCGAAGUGUUGGAGAGGAGAAACCCUUGGGCUUUUGCACAUUUUGCUAAUCACCCAGCAAAGGACAUGGCCCCAAAUGUCAUGAUCUGUUCCUAUGAUUUUCCCCUUAGUGCUGAAAAUGAGGAUUUGCGGCCUUACAUCCCGAAUGUCUCUUUUGGAAAUGAGGUGAAGAUGAAGAAAGUAGGCAGCUUCUGGUUUAAAUCUUGGAAAUCAAGUGGUAGUGGGGCAGAUCUAGCCGCCCCAGUCCUCAAAUCUCUUGUUCUUGUUGCUACUAGACCUAUCUGUGAUGAGGAAGUGCUAUUGAAUUACAGAUUGAGCAACUCAAAAAAGAGAAGGCCUUCUUGGUAUGUUCCGGUUGAUGAGGAAGAGGACGAAAGAAGGUGGAGUUAAGGCAAGUACAAAAAUUUGUCCUAGCAUUGAAAGAUGGGGAUAAAAAACGUGGCAGCAGUGAUGUGUGGGUUUUUUAUGGACGUUUUAUUUAAACUUGAAUGCAUACUAAGAAGCUCUUUGAGGUUGAAUAUUUUUAAAACAUACAGUAUUAACUUUUCGUCAUGGUAAUAAAUACCGUAGAAAUAGCCAAAUAGGGGCUUGGCCGGCACCGGCCCAAAACUAAGGGUUCAGGAGUAAAAGUUAAUUAAUGACCUGAGUUUUUGUAACAAAGUUGUAGCCACUAGCACUAGCUUCUCUAUAUAGUUUGGCUUAGGCUAUGUUUGCGUUGGUGGC
This is a messenger RNA of Cuscuta epithymum, 1795 nucleotides long. The record is from the annotation of a GenBank genome assembly. Lineage: Eukaryota; Viridiplantae; Streptophyta; Magnoliopsida; Solanales; Convolvulaceae.